AGAAAUUUUUGUAUAGCCAUUAAGCCGGCGUCACCCACUUUACUAAUAAAUACCCCCGGCAUCCAUGCAGGCAGGCGGCAGCGUAGUAAACUUCGUAAUUAGGCGUCCGCUAUCGCGCGGCGUAAUCAAUUUGUCCGCGUUGAUAAACCGAGCGUUUUUUUUUUUUCGUCAGACUGUACACUCGCCCGUCGGUAUUUUCAAGGGGUGGUUGUGUAGGCUUUUUUUUGUUAAAGAGUGUGGGGUGUGUUAGCGGUUUAAGGGUGAGCGAGAGCGAGCGGGACGGCAGGAUAGCGUGGCAAAGCGUAGCGGAGGAAGGGGCCUCAAACCGUGCCGUGCCGUCAGUCGGUUGUGAUACGCGUCGCUAUCGAGACGCGAGUCGUUUUACGUACGAUUCGUUUUUGUUGCUUCUGGAUUCCGAUUUGGACACUGAACACUCAGGAGAGAUUUUUAUUUUUUUUUUGGAUUAUGUGGUGGUUUUUGUGAGGUUUAGUGUGCUCAUUUGGUGUUUUGUGUUAUCUUUUCAAGUGCUCUUAAUUUGGAUUACCUACUUUACUUUUUUGUUCUUGUUGGAGUACCAGUACCAUAAAUAGACAAUUUUUUGAUUUUGGGAUAGAUAUGAUGAUUUGCUGACGUAAGAUGUAUCCUAGUGCCGGAAUGAACGCCGCGGCGGCAGCUGCAGUUGCGGCAGCUCGGCAUCCGGGUCCGCCGCAGCCUGGUCAGCCAUUCAAAUUUACAGUACAGGAAUCUUGCGAUCGGAUUAAGGAAGAAUUCAACUUUUUACAGGCUCAAUAUCACAGUCUCAAAUUGGAUUGCGAAAAACUAGCCAGCGAAAAAAUCGAAAUCCAACGGCAUUACGUGAUGUAUUACGAAAUGUCAUACGGAUUAAAUGUCGAAAUGCACAAACAGACUGAAAUAGCCAAGAGACUGAACGCCAUCAUUGCACAAAUUCUUCCUUUCCUAUCGCAAGAACAUCAGCAACAAGUUGCCACAGCAGUGGAGAGAGCGAAACAAGUAACCAUGACAGAAUUAAAUGCUAUUAUUGGGCAACAAAGACCAGACUUACCAAGACUAUUGCAGCAAAUGCACGCUCAGCUACCAGCGCACGCAGCGCCCCCAAUUCCCAUGAUGCCUCAUCCUAGUUUAGGUGGAGCUCCGCCUAGUUCAGCAGCAAGCAUUUUAGGACUUUCAGGGGCGAUACCUGCGCAACAUCCCCUCAACAUGUUAGCAUCCAAACCUGAUCUCCAUAGGCCGGACGACGUUAAAUCGAAUAGUGGAAUAAACUCAGCAGAAGAAAGACAUAGAAACUCGAUAUCGCCGGCAGAAAGGGAAAAGUAUAGACCGAGAACUCCUCAAGAACCUACAGAACUGAAAAAGCCUAAAAAAGAAGAAAAGGAUCUUGGACAUCAUAGCGAUGGAGAAAAAAGUGAUCAGGAUUUGGUUGUGGACGAUGCGUCAGAGGAUCCAAUUUCUCCUCCCAAUGGCACGGUAUCGCCUAGAGAAAACGGCAUCGAUAAGCUGCCGAAGAAGGAACAUCCUGGACCUCACAGUCCUAGAUCAGGAACAUCGAGUAACGCUUCGACGCCUUCAACGAAAAAAAUGGAAGAGAAACCUUCAACGCCUAUCUCGAAACCUGUUACACCUACUUCAGCGGCUGGAUCGUCGUCGGGUAGCGGCGGGAUGAAACCUGUUGUUAAACCACCUGCAAUGGGUCAAUAUCCACCCUAUUUAGGCAUGCCUAAUGGUGCUCCAUCCCAUGAACUCCAAGCAGCUGCAGCAGCUGGGGCAGGUUACGGUGCUCUACACAACAACCUUCCGCCAGCACUGAAUAAUUACCCCAGGCCACCAUUGCAAGUAGGCUACGACCCACAUUCACAAAUGAGAGCUCCUGUAGUACCUAGUCUUGGAGGAAUACCUGGUGGAAAACCGGCCUAUUCGUUUCAUGUAAGCGCUGACGGUCAAAUGCAACCAGUCCCUUUUCCACCGGACGCCCUGGUAGGUCCAGGGAUACCAAGACACGCUCGUCAAAUUAACACUCUCAGUCAUGGAGAAGUGGUUUGUGCUGUGACCAUCUCUAAUCCUACGAAAUAUGUCUACACAGGAGGCAAAGGCUGCGUUAAGGUUUGGGAUAUUAGUCAGCCUGGAUCUAAGAGUCCUGUAUCACAGCUGGAUUGCCUGCAACGAGAUAAUUAUAUUAGAUCGGUAAAAUUGCUGCCAGAUGGUAGAACGUUAAUAGUGGGCGGUGAGGCAAGCAAUCUUUCAAUUUGGGAUUUAGCAAGUCCUACGCCAAGGAUCAAAGCUGAAUUGACUUCUAGUGCGCCAGCUUGUUACGCUUUAGCUAUUAGCCCAGAUUCAAAGGUUUGCUUUAGUUGUUGUUCAGAUGGUAAUAUAGCUGUAUGGGACUUACACAACCAAACCUUGGUACGACAGUUCCAGGGACACACAGACGGUGCUUCUUGUAUAGACAUUUCGGCAGAUGGUACUAAAUUAUGGACCGGGGGUUUGGACAAUACCGUUCGGAGUUGGGAUCUGCGCGAAGGCAGGCAGCUGCAGCAACACGACUUCAGUUCACAAAUUUUCUCCUUGGGCUACUGUCCAACUGGCGAGUGGCUAGCAGUCGGAAUGGAAAAUUCGAACGUGGAAGUGUUGCACGCCAACAAACCGGACAAGUACCAGUUGCAUUUGCACGAGAGUUGCGUUCUGAGUUUGAGGUUUGCAGCAUGCGGGAAGUGGUUCGUUUCCACGGGCAAGGAUAAUUUGCUGAACGCAUGGAGGACACCUUACGGUGCUAGUAUAUUCCAGUCUAAAGAAUCUUCUAGUGUGCUCAGCUGUGACAUAUCGGCAGACGACAAAUACAUAGUUACAGGCUCCGGAGACAAGAAGGCGACAGUCUACGAAGUCAUUUAUUAAAAUGCAUAAACAAAAGACGACGGUACUAAGUACUAUAAGGUCAUAUACAUGUUACCAAAUUAUGGGAACCGUUCGAAAGUGUACGCUUAAUAAAAACAAAAGUUCGAUUGCAAUUUCAAGAUUUGUAUAUAGAAUUUAUUUAAAAAAAAAUAUAACGUUUCUAUCUGUGGCUAUAUUUCACUAAAUGUAUAAAAAUACUUCAUCAAUCGAACGCUUCUCGUAUUUGGACUGUAAAUUGUUGACUACUUCGAAUCCCUCGAAGCUUAAAAGUUGUUUUAAAAAAAAUUGUGAUAACUAUGUGUAAUAAAUAAUAAAAUAUUUGUAAAAGAAUAGAGACAUUCAUCUAAUAGAUGGCUGCUCUAUCACACUUUUAGAAGCAAAAUAAUAAUGUGAUAGAGCAGCUUUAAAAAAAAACUAGUGAUCUGAUCGUGAGAUGCUCUAGAAUCGUAGAAACAGUGAUCUCUCGUCAUUAAUUUAAUUAUACAUACCGUUUAUCAGUUAUGGAUGUUACAGUGGUGUGUCCAAAAAAUGUUUUUAUUUUUAUUUUUGCUAUUUUGUAGGUAGCUGAAUAGGUUUUUUUUAUUUGGUGCAUUUCAAUAUACAACUAUUGUAUAUACAAAGCAUUUUCUGGACACACCUACAAUAAGUGUAAUUAUUAUAUUUUUUUUUGUAAAUAAUAGGUAGCAAACUUUGUUGUUUUUUUUUUAUUAUUUAAAUGCUAUAUGGUGGCUUCCAGUAAGUAUACUUGCUAUAAGUUCCUGGAAGCCCCUACGAAAAAUGACACAUUAAUUUAAGACUAGUUAUGUAUAAAAAAUAUUAUUAUUAGAGUCGACGUUAAGAAUAAAUGUGUUUUAAUUUUUUGCUAUGUACAGGAGCGUUCCGAAAUGAUAUCUUUGUUAAAGGGGCUUUUUAUUAUUGAGGGAAACUGUUUAACAAAAAUGAUAUUUGGGAUGCUGCAUGUUGAAAAAAAAAUCCUAUUUUUCCUUUCGACCCCUAUUCUAUUACAUCUAUGAGAGGAUAUCAAAAUUUAAAAGAAAAACUUAAUUAGUGCUGUUAUCAUUGACAUUUUAAAAUUUGCUUUUAAUUAGUUGAAUACCAAAAUCCUCCUUACUUUUGACAGUCACAUGAUGUUCUUAUUUUUACAUUAAUCAUGAGCUAAAGUUAACAGUUUUCGGGCGAAACUCAGCAUGUGCCUGGCAAAAGUUUGAAUCUCUCGCCUCUCAUCGUGCUAAUUAAAUUGUUAAUUUGAACAGUUAUGUACAGUGUAUUUCACUUAAUAUUGGCACAAUAUACUUCUUGGUUAAUUUUUAA
Molecule: messenger RNA, 4218 nt
Organism: Ceutorhynchus assimilis (cabbage seed weevil)
Lineage: Eukaryota; Metazoa; Arthropoda; Insecta; Coleoptera; Curculionidae
Source: the annotation of a GenBank genome assembly